CUACCACCCUCUGACUCCUCCUUCCCCGCACACAACACCCGACUCCAGCGCCGCAUCCGUGCCACCUCCCGCCGGCUUCCCCUCCUCCCCGCUCCUCUGCUUGCGCCCCCUCCUCGCCGGUUCCUCUCGUGGCAUUGCCAAGCCGCCCUCUCCCUCCCAUUGCGAGAAGAUGGUGAAGAAGAGCAAGAAGAGCAAGAGCAAGCGCGUCACGCUGCGCCAGAAGCACAAGGUGCUCCGCAAGGUGAAGGAGCACCACCGCAAGAAGCGCAAGGAGGCCAAGAAGGAGGGCAAGGCGGGCCACCGGAAGAAGGUCGAGAAGGACCCCGGCAUCCCCAACGAGUGGCCCUUCAAGGAGCAGGAGCUCAAGGCGCUCGAGACGCGCCGCGCUCAGGCGCUGCAGGAGCUCGAGGCCAAGAAGGAGGCGCGCAAGGAGAGGGCUAGGAAGAGGAAGCUCGGAUUGCUUGAGGAUGAGGACAUUUCUAAUUUGGCCUCUACAGCUUCUGCGCAGGGCAGCGCGUUUGCAGACAAGGAUGCAGCAAAGGAGAAUGCUCCUUUAGCAGUGGCAAAGAGCCAUGAUCAUUCAGAGAGGUCAUUCUACAAGGAGCUUGUUAAAGUGAUUGAAGCCUCUGAUGUGAUUCUCGAGGUUCUUGAUGCAAGGGACCCACUUGGCACCCGUUGCAUUGACAUGGAAAAGAUGGUUAGGAAGGCUGAUCCAAGUAAACGGAUUGUGCUACUUCUCAACAAGAUAGAUCUUGUUCCCAAGGAGGCAGUAGAGAAGUGGCUUACGUAUUUAAGGGAAGAAAUGCCAACAGUUGCAUUUAAGUGCAAUACUCAAGAGCAGAGGACGAAACUGGGAUGGAAAUCGUCAAAACUUGAUAAAACAAGCAAUAUCCCACAAAGCAGUGAUUGUCUGGGUGCUGAGAAUCUGAUCAAAUUACUCAAGAACUAUUCCAGAAGCCAUGAGCUCAAACUGGCAAUUACAGUGGGUAUUGUUGGGCUUCCUAAUGUUGGCAAGAGCAGUCUGAUCAACAGUUUGAAGAGGUCCCGAGUGGUUAAUGUCGGUUCCACUCCAGGGGUUACUAGAUCAAUGCAAGAAGUUCAUUUAGACAAGAAGGUGAAGUUGUUGGAUUGUCCUGGCGUUGUUAUGCUCAAAUCUUCUGAUAGUGGUAUGUCUGUAGCCCUCCGCAAUUGCAAAAGAGUUGAGAAAAUGGACGAUCUAAUCAGUCCUGUUAAGGAGAUCCUAAGUCUUUGCCCGCAUGAGAAGUUGCUGUCUCUGUAUAAGGUGCCAAGCUUUAGUUCAGUUGAUGAUUUCCUUCAGAAAGUUGCCACUCUCCGGGGGAAAUUGAAAAAGGGUGGUAUAGUGGAUGUUGAAGCUGCCGCAAGAAUUGUGCUUCAUGACUGGAAUGAAGGUAAAAUACCGUAUUAUACACAGCCACCUAAAAGGGAUGCUGUGGAGGACUCAGAUGCAGUAAUUAUUUCAGAAGCUGGCAAAGAAUUUAAUAUUGAUGAAAUUUACAAAGCUGAGUCUUCAUAUAUUGGUUCUCUAAAGUCUAUUGAGGAUUUCCAUCAUAUUGAGAUUCCACCUAAUGCCCCACCGGGGAUUGAUGAAGAGAUGCUGGAGGAUGGCAAGAAGCAGAAUGAACCUGUUGAGGAAAGCCGCGAGGAGCUGAUGUCUGACGUAAAUGGCCAUGAAGGAAGUAAGGCGACCAGUGCUAGCACACAAAAUGACAAGUUGUACACUGCUGAGGGUAUACUCAAUCCUCGCAAGAGAAAAGCCGAGAAGAAGCGGCGCAAGGCGAACAAGUUCAGCGUGCUCAGUGACAUGGAUGCAGACUAUGAUUUCAAGGUGGAUUAUCAAAUGGACGUGCCCGCUGAUGACGAAGACGAGAGCAACGAUGUACCAGCCGAUGAUAAAGAUGGGGCCAACGGCAGAGAUGAACCCAAGGAUAACGACCCUAUGACUGGCAUCCAUGACGCGUGAAAUAGUUUGCCCCUUUUUGAGCGUAUGAAUUUGUGACACGGUAGAUGAUAUCAUGGUGAGUGCCAAAAAUGAGCAACUGGAGCGGGGUUGCGAAGUUAACCGACAUAAAUUUUGUGCUCUGUUUGUUUCAAUGAGAUAAUGGAUGAUAUUUUUAAAACCUUCGGU
This is a messenger RNA of Phragmites australis (common reed), 2146 nucleotides long. RefSeq names its product guanine nucleotide-binding protein-like NSN1. Gene Ontology annotation, molecular function: GTP binding. NCBI's taxonomy places the organism in Eukaryota, Viridiplantae, Streptophyta, Magnoliopsida, Poales, Poaceae. Gene Ontology annotation, cellular component: nucleolus. The transcript has 8 exons. The record is from RefSeq and is a predicted model, not a curated record. The coding region runs from base 170 to 1981 and encodes 603 amino acids.